CUGGCUCUCCCUCAAUGUAUGGUUCUUCUGGAAAACCUUCCUGCUCUAUUACCGUGGGCAGCAAUACUACUAUUUGCAUCAGAUGUUAGGGCUAGGAUUGUGUAUUAGCAGAGCUUCAGCAUCUGUCCUCAAUCUCAAUUGCUGCUUGGCCCUUUUACCAAUGUGCCGUGUUCUCUUGGCCUUCCUCCGAGGAUCACAGAAGGUAAGAACCAGCUUCAGAACAGCAGUUAAGAAGGUUAUUUUAAAAAUAACAUGUGGUGUUACAAUAUGCAUCUUUUCAGUCUUACAUGUUGCUGCUCAUCUGGUGAAUGCUCUUAACUUCUCUGAGAACUACAGUGAAGACUUUCUGGCACUAAAUGUAGCAAACUAUCGUGGUGAGGAUCCAAGGAAGCUUCUUUUUGCUACUGUUCCAGGUCUGACUGGAGUCAUUAUGGUAUUAGUAUUAUUCCUAAUGUGUACCGCUUCUACAUAUGCCAUCAGGUUCUCAAACUAUGACAUCUUCUGGUACACGCACAACCUUUUCUUUGUCUUCUAUAUGCUGCUGCUGAUUCAUGUUUCUGGAGGGGUGCUGAAGUACCAGUCUAAUUUACAGGAACAUCCUCCUGGUUGCUUUAAUCCCAACAAAACACUUUGGGCGAAUAUGACGGUGCCAAAGGCUUUUGCAGAGACAUUUCCUGACUACACUCCUGAGUCUUUCCCAGAGGAUUUAGCAGUACCGCAACCCUUUGUGCAAAAUAAGUUUGUGAGAAUUUGUUCUGAGGAACCCAAGUUCCAGUCGCACUUCCCAGAGACAUGGUUUUGGAUUUCUGGACCUCUGUGCUUGUAUUGUGUAGAAAGGCUGUACCGCUACAUCCGCAGUAAUAAGCCAGUCACCAUAACUUCAGUGAUAAGCCAUCCCUCCAACGUCCUCGAAGUAAGGAUGAUGAAAGUCAACUUCAAAGCAAGGCCUGGGCAGUAUGUUAUUCUACACUGUCCAAGAGUGUCAGCUCUAGAAAGCCACCCAUUCACCCUUACCACG
Messenger RNA from Tinamus guttatus (white-throated tinamou), 1018 nucleotides. NCBI's taxonomy places the organism in Eukaryota, Metazoa, Chordata, Aves, Tinamiformes, Tinamidae. The record is from RefSeq and is a predicted model, not a curated record.